UUCUCAAAUACUUUCAGAUCCUAAAGCUAUUGGGGAAUCUGAUGGGCUGACGGGAAUCUAAUCUAUCCCCAUGAUCCCUCCAUUUCUGACGUAUCUGCUAUUUGGAAGCUCUGGAUGGGGCAAUGCAGUGGACUCUGCCCGCCCCCAAGUCCAUUCCACCUCCACCCACCCCCACCUGGGACUAUUGCACAAGGGGUCUGAAAGUGGCUGCAGGAGCCAGGCACAGAGCUCAACUGUCACACUCAUAGUUCAGGGAGCCCCAUGCUUCCCAAACUCCAGUCUGCUCACCCUUUUCUUGAUCUCCCCAGAUUCUCUUCACAUUACCCUGACCAAUCUUCAACUCUUCUCUCUCUCCAUGCCCAGCCAAAUUUCUUUUUCAGUCACUUACAGGACCACUGAUCAAAAUUCACUAGGUAGGAGGGUCAUCCGCUGGCAAGAACGGCGCCUGGGGGGGACCUGGCUGGAUAGGUAUGGGAAACUCGGGCCAGUCACAUGGUCCCCGGCCCCCCCAUGGCAAUCCCCCAACUUUAAGCACUCUUACUCUCCUGCUGCUCCUCUGUGGACAUGCUCAUUCUCAAUGCAAGAUCCUCCGCUGCAAUGCUGAGUAUGUGUCGUCCACCCUGAGCCUUAGAGGUGGGGGGAGGCCAGGAGCGCUUCGAGGCGGCGGCGGCCGGGGUGGAGGGGUGGGCUCCGGCGGCCUCUGUCGAGCCCUCCGGCCCCGUGGUCCCGCCCUUCCCGGCGCGAGCCCCGGACCCCCCGCCCCGGACCCGUGUGACUACGAAGGCCGGUUUUCCCGGCUGCACGGUCGUCCUCCCGGCUUCCUGCACUGCGCCUCCUUCGGGGACCCCCAUGUGCGCAGCUUCCAUCACCACUUUCACACGUGCCGUGUGCAAGGAGCUUGGCCCCUGCUGGAUAACGACUUCCUUUAUGUCCAGGCCACCAGCUCCCCUGUGACAUCGGGGGCCAACGCUACCACCACCAGGAAGCUCACCAUCAUAUUUAAGAACAUGCAGGAGAUCAGAAGGUCUACCAGGCUGAGGUGGACAAUCUUCCUGCAGCCUUUGAAGAUGGUUCUAUCAAUGGAGGUGACCGACCUGGAGGCUCAAGUUUGUCCAUUCAAACUGCGCACCCUGGGAGCCACGUGGAGAUCCGAGCUGCCUACAUCGGCACAACUAUAAUAAUUCGGCAGACAGCUGGGCAGCUUUCUUUCUCCAUCAAGGUAGCAGAGGACGUGGCCAGGGCCUUCUCUGCUGAGCAGGAUCUGCAGCUCUGUGUUGGGGGGUGCCCUCCAAGUCAGCGACUCUCUCGCUCAGAGCGCAACCGUCGAGGAGCUAUGACCUUUGACACUGCCAGACAGCUGUGCAAGGAAGGGCUUCCAGUUGAAGAUGCCUACUUCCAUUCCUGUGUCUUUGAUGUUUUAAUCUCCGGUGACCCCAACUUUACUGUGGCGGCUCAGGCAGCUCUGGAGGAUGCCCGCGCCUUCCUGCCAGACUUAGAGAAGUUGCAUCUCUUCCCCUCAGAUGCUGGAAUCCCUCUCUCCUUAGCCAUCCCUCUUGCCCCACUCAUUUCUGGGCUCUUUGUUCUGUGGCAGUGCAUUCAGUAAGUAAGCUAGCAAUCCCACGGGUGGUUUGGAAAUGAUUAGAGAUUGGCAUGGGAGUAUGUGAAGAACCACUACAGGAAACAGUGAGGACUAGGAGACACAUGAAGCAACAACGCGUAUCCAGAGUCAGGUGAGGCUGCAGUCCAGGGUAGAAAUCAUCACAGAAUAAGGAUUCUGGGCAAGAUCUCUGCAUUCCACACCUCUGGAGGCACCCUUCACCAUUUCCCCAAAUUGUUCCAGUCCAUCUAUUCCCAAAGUCAGCCCUUUACACUUAGGUUAUGAGCAUCCCAAUGAUCUUAAGGGUGGAGAUUUUUUAAGAGCCAAGAACUGAAAGAGGAAGUCAUGAUCAUUACUCAUAAGAAACUCAAAAUAGGAGGAAUAAUUAGGUAAAGAAGUCUAUUUGAUGAACAUAUGUGGGUAAGGUAUGUUCUAUUUUCGUGGUUCAGAAAUGAAAUGGGUGUUUUCUGGAUCUUAAGUGAAGGGAGUUUGCAUUUGGAGAAGGGCACAGACAGGACAAACACCAUGAUCUCCAUCCCUAACUAACCUGGUAUUAAAGCUCUUAAUUCUCCGUUGCCUAUGUUGAACCUCUGUACAGAUAAACUCAAGUGGAAUAAAAGCAAACUGUUCACUUCACUGA
This is a messenger RNA of Tupaia belangeri chinensis (Chinese tree shrew), 2237 nucleotides long. It is a transcript of the gene HJV, whose product is annotated as hemojuvelin BMP co-receptor. The record is from RefSeq and is a predicted model, not a curated record. Gene Ontology annotation, biological process: BMP signaling pathway. Gene Ontology annotation, molecular function: coreceptor activity. NCBI's taxonomy places the organism in Eukaryota, Metazoa, Chordata, Mammalia, Scandentia, Tupaiidae. Gene Ontology annotation, cellular component: plasma membrane.